Molecule: messenger RNA, 814 nt
Organism: Lathyrus oleraceus (garden pea)
Lineage: Eukaryota; Viridiplantae; Streptophyta; Magnoliopsida; Fabales; Fabaceae
Product: co-chaperone protein p23-2
Exons: 6
Coding region: 156-611 (151 amino acids)
Biological process (GO): protein folding; chaperone-mediated protein complex assembly
Cellular component (GO): cytosol; nucleus
Molecular function (GO): Hsp90 protein binding; protein-folding chaperone binding
Source: RefSeq, a predicted model, not a curated record
AAUUUGGGUUUUAAUUGUUACAUAUUUUUAUUUUUAUAUGUUUCAGUAGUAUUCCUUAGUAUAAAUAAAUUAAGGAACAAAAAGAAAAGCGAACAAGUGAGACAAAUCCAAACACUCCCACUGUAUUCACUUCUCCACUCCCCAGUCUGCGGAAAAUGAGUCGCCAUCCUGAAGUUCUGUGGGCGCAGCGUUCCGAUAAGCUUUACCUAACUGUUUCUCUAACUGAUGCCAAGGAUGUUUCUGUGAAGUGUGAGCCUCAUGGUUUGUUUACUUUCACUGCUUCUAAGCUUCAACAUGAAUCCUACAGCUUUACCUUAGAACUUUAUGGAUCGAUUGAACCUGAGGGCUGUAAAAUAAAAUCGAGCUCAAGAAACAUAUUAUGCUCAAUUCAGAAAGGACAAAGAGGUUGGUGGAAAAGACUACUGAAGUCUGAAGAGAAACCUGCUCCAUACCUUAAGGUUGAUUGGAAUAAAUGGUGUGAUGAAGAUGAAGAAUCAGAUUCUGAGUUGAUAUCUGACGACGAUGGACGGUUUGCUGGCGAAGAUGAUGAAAGCAGUGAUGAUGAAGGAAUGUUAUAUCUCCCUGACUUGGAAAAGGCUAGAGGAAAGUGAUUCAUAGAGUAGUAACAAAAGUUGAAGAAGCUUCAAGGAGAUGGAAUCACAUGGAAGUUUUAGAUAGGUGCACGGAUAGACUACUUUACAAGAAACACAGAUAUUGUUGUAGCUAUCCUGUAUUGUAUAUAUAGAAUCUGAAAACAGUCUUCAUCUUGUUUGAUUACUUGACAGUAAUUCUAGUAAGGUUUCUUUGAUGUGAA